Molecule: messenger RNA, 1626 nt
Organism: Microsporum canis CBS 113480
Lineage: Eukaryota; Fungi; Ascomycota; Eurotiomycetes; Onygenales; Arthrodermataceae
Product: carboxypeptidase Y
Exons: 2
Coding region: 1-1626 (541 amino acids)
Biological process (GO): proteolysis
Cellular component (GO): fungal-type vacuole
Molecular function (GO): serine-type carboxypeptidase activity
Source: RefSeq, a predicted model, not a curated record
AUGAAGCUUCUUAUGACUGGCCUUUUGGCCAGUGCUGCCGUUGCAGCCGCCCAGGAACAACAGGUUCUUCAGGCAGAAGGCUCUGCACAGCAGCAGCCUGCGCCGUCCAUUUUUGACGAGACCCUCAAGCAGUUCGAGUCUGGCCUUGAGGAGGGCAUUACCCAUUUCUGGUCCGAGAUGAAGACCAACUUCAAGCACUAUCUCCCUCUUAUCUCUGUCCCCAAGGAGCACACUCGCCGUGCUGACUCCGAAUGGGACCAUGUCGUGCGUGGAGCCGAUGUCGAGAGCGUCUGGGUUCAGGGUGCCAAUGGGGAGAAGCACAGAGAGAUCGAUGGCAAGCUCCAGAGCUACGAUCUCCGAGUUAAGGCUGUCGACCCAGCUGAGCUUGGUAUCGACCCCGGUGUCAAGCAGUACAGCGGCUACCUUGAUGAUAACGAGACGGAUAAACAUCUCUUUUACUGGUUCUUUGAGUCUCGAAAUGACCCCAAGAACGACCCCGUCGUUCUCUGGCUGAACGGUGGUCCUGGAUGUUCUUCUCUGACCGGCUUGUUCCUCGAGCUGGGCCCUGCUACAAUCGACAAGAACCUCAAGAUCGUCCCCAACCCUUACUCCUGGAACUCCAAUGCAUCAGUCAUCUUCCUUGACCAGCCAGUCAAUGUUGGCUUCUCUUACAGUGGCUCGUCCGUUUCCGACACCGUCGCUGCCGGAAAGGACAUCUAUGCCCUUUUGACCCUGUUCUUCAAACAGUUCCCCGAAUAUGCCACUCAAGACUUCCACAUUUCUGGUGAAUCUUAUGCUGGACACUAUAUCCCGGUCUUUGCUUCCGAAAUUCUCUCCCACAAGAACACCAACAUCAAUCUCAAGUCCGUCCUCAUCGGCAACGGACUGACUGACCCUUUGACCCAGUACCCCCAGUACCGUCCUAUGGCCUGUGGUGAUGGUGGCUAUCCCGCUGUCUUGGACCAAGGCACCUGCCGGUCUAUGGACAACUCCCUCGAACGCUGUCUAUCCUUGAUUGAGACCUGCUACAGCUCUGAGUCUGCCUGGGUUUGCGUUCCAGCUGCCAUGUACUGCAACAGCGCCAUCAUUGGCCCUUACCAACAGACCGGCAUGAACCCUUAUGAUGUCCGCUCCAAAUGCGAGGAUAUGUCAUCUCUCUGCUAUCCUCAACUAAACACUAUUACCGAAUGGCUCAAUCAAAAGUCCGUCAUGAAGGCUCUGGGCGUAGAAGUAGAGUCUUAUGAGAGCUGCAACGGCGGUAUCAACCGUGACUUCCUCUUCCACGGUGACUGGAUGAAGCCUUACCACCGUCUUGUCCCGAGCCUGCUCGAGAAAAUCCCGGUCCUAAUCUAUGCUGGCGACGCCGAUUUCAUUUGCAACUGGCUCGGUAACCUGGCCUGGACCAACGCUCUUGAAUGGCCCGGCCACAAGAAGUUCGCCGAUGCCAAGAUGAACGACCUUAAGAUCGUGGACAACAAGAGCAAGGGUAAGAAGAUCGGCCAGGUCAAGUCCAGCGGCAACUUCACCUUCAUGCGUAUCUUCGGCGCCGGCCACAUGGUGCCACUCAACCAGCCCGAAGCCAGUUUGGAAUUUUUCAACCGCUGGCUCAGGGGUGAAUGGCGUUAG